GGCUGGGGUGAUGACCAUGCUAACUGCCGGGUGCUACUUCGCGACGUCCCGGCGUAGAGGGACUAAGUGUCUAUGGCAACGGUCGUCUGGCAGAAGGGGAGGAACUAAGUCCUUUCACUUGAAACGCUGACAUUCCAGGCCCUUGUCCUGCAGGCUCCCGCGGGCGGACAGGCCGGAAGAGGAGGCCGGGGAAUGGCCGCGGUGUGGCAGCAGGUCUUAGCAGUAGACGCGAGGUACAACGCGUACCGCACACCAACGUUUCCACAGUUUCGGACACAGUAUAUCCGUCGGCGCAGCCAGCUACUGCGGGAGAAUGCCAAGGCUGGGCACCCCCCGGCACUGCGUCGGCAGUACCUGAGGCUGCGUGGGCAGCUGCUGGGCCAGCGAUACGGGCCCCUCUCCGAGCCAGGCAGUGCUCGUGCCUAUAGCAACAGCAUCGUCCGCAGCAGCCGAACUACCCUUGACCGCAUGGAGGACUUUGAGGAUGAUCCUCGGGCCCUGGGGGCUCGUGGGCACCGCCGUUCUGUCAGCCGAGGCUCCUACCAGCUGCAGGCACAGAUGAACCGUGCUGUCUAUGAGGAUAGGCCCCCUGGCAGCGUAGUACCUACAUCAGCAGCAGAAGCAAGUCGAGCCAUGGCUGGGGACACAUCACUGAGUGAGAACUAUGCGUUUGCGGGCAUGUACCAUGUCUUUGACCAGCACGUGGAUGAGGCAGUGCCAAGAGUGCGCUUCGCCAAUGAUGACCGGCACCGCCUGGCCUGCUGUUCCCUCGACGGCAGCAUCUCACUGUGCCAGCUGGUGCCUGCCCCGCCCACCGUGCUCCGUGUACUGCGGGGCCACACCCGCGGUGUCUCUGACUUCGCCUGGUCCCUCUCCAACGACAUCCUUGUGUCCACCUCACUCGAUGCUACCAUGCGCAUCUGGGCCUCUGAAGACGGCCGCUGCAUCCGGGAGAUUCCUGACCCCGAUGGCGCCGAAUUGCUCUGCUGCACCUUCCAGCCGGUCAACAACAACCUCACUGUGGUGGGGAAUGCCAAGCACAACGUGCACGUUAUGAACAUCUCCACGGGCAAGAAAGUGAAGGGUGGCUCCAGCAAGCUGACGGGCCGGGUUCUCGCUCUGUCCUUUGAUGCCCCUGGCCGGCUACUCUGGGCAGGAGAUGACCGCGGCAGUGUUUUCUCCUUCCUUUUUGACAUGGCCACAGGGAAACUGACCAAAGCCAAGCGUCUGGUGGUGCACGAGGGUAGCCCUGUGACCAGCAUCUCCGCCCGCUCCUGGGUCAGCCGAGAGGCCCGGGACCCCUCGCUACUCAUCAACGCUUGCCUCAACAAGCUGCUGCUCUAUAGGGUGGUAGACAACGAGGGGACCCUGCAGCUGAAGAGAAGCUUCCCCAUCGAGCAGGGCUCACACCCUGUUCGCAGCAUCUUCUGUCCCCUCAUGUCCUUCCGCCAGGGGGCCUGUGUGGUGACGGGCAGCGAGGACAUGUGUGUGCACUUCUUUGAUGUGGAGCGAGCAGCCAAGGCCGCUGUCAACAAGCUGCAGGGCCACAGCGCACCUGUGCUGGACGUCAGCUUCAACUGUGAUGAGAGCCUGCUGGCUUCCAGCGACGCCAGUGGCAUGGUCAUCGUCUGGAGGCGGGAGCAGAAGUAGGUGCCUUCCGGCCCUGCUGUGUCCACCUCCCCGUCCACUUCCUGCCUUGUGUUUGUAAAUAAAGUUUCUGUGGUUGUGUC
Messenger RNA from Puma concolor (puma), 1730 nucleotides. Lineage: Eukaryota; Metazoa; Chordata; Mammalia; Carnivora; Felidae. The record is from RefSeq and is a predicted model, not a curated record.